AUGGCGCCCCGCAAGACCGCCGUCGGCGACAAAGCCCCGAAGGCACCUGCCACCAAGAAGAGCGCAGACAAGGUUGUCAAGCGACCGGCGCGCGGAUACCACAAGUUUCGAAACGGCCUCCUCAACGUCACACCCAAAGGUGGUGAAAAGGAGCUCGUCAAACGAAAUGAGAAAUCCCCGUUGCUUCGAAUGCCUGCCGAGAUUCGCAACAAAAUCUGGAAGCUUGUGCUGGGCGGAAAACUAUAUGAAUCAGAUUGGACAUUGGGAUUCUGCUCUCCACCGACAGAGCCAGAAGACGCCACAGCUCUUUUGAGGACCUGUCGUCAGAUAUACUCAGAAACCGCAAUCAUGCCACUAGCUCUCACGACAUUCUCCGCCGAGACUGUUCGGGAAGCAGCGAGAUCGCUUAAGAAAUUGAAGCCAAGCCAGCGCAAACAAAUCACGACCCUACAGCUCACAGUCUACUGGCACAGCAUGCCUACAGAACUCGAGUUGUUCUGCCUUGGAAUCCGCCAUUCUAAGCAUUUUCGCUCGCUCCUCGCGUUGCGAGAGGUACGGAUUAUGGUAUACUCGGUCCCAGAUCUGGAUGGGACUCGCGAGAAAGUCGAGGCCAUGUACGAACAUCUCAAACCAAGCAUCCAAGAUAUGCCGUUCGCAGUGAAGGUAGACUACACCCAUCAGCGAUGGAGGGAUUAUCUGAACUCGUAA
Messenger RNA from Alternaria ethzedia, 708 nucleotides. RefSeq lists its product as uncharacterized. NCBI's taxonomy places the organism in Eukaryota, Fungi, Ascomycota, Dothideomycetes, Pleosporales, Pleosporaceae. Bases 1 to 708 code for a protein of 235 amino acids. The transcript is spliced from 2 exons. The record is from RefSeq and is a predicted model, not a curated record.